Messenger RNA from Pogona vitticeps (central bearded dragon), 510 nucleotides. The record is from RefSeq and is a predicted model, not a curated record. Lineage: Eukaryota; Metazoa; Chordata; Lepidosauria; Squamata; Agamidae.
GCAGAAGCUCUGGAGGAGCUGUCUGUGGGUUUCUCAGAGGAGGAGUGGGCUCUGCUGGAUCCCGGCCAAAGGGCUCUGCACACGGAAGUCACGGAGGAGACUUUGACCCAUGUGGUAUCUCUGGGUAUUGGAAUGACGCCGGGAAUGAACUUUUCCUCCCUUCUUCUUUUUGGCGGAAUGGAAGCCACUUCAAGGCCAUGUCGUGAUCUGGUGGGAGCAAGUCGGCAGAGAGGCGUUCCAUGUUUUCCUCCCUCAGAAACAUUCCAGAGCUUGAAGGACGUCCUGAUGCAUUUUGAGGAUAUUGCUAUCCAUUUCACGGAGGAGGAGUGGGCUUUACUGGAUGAAGGCAAAAGAGCUCUGCACCAAGAAGUUAUGGAGGAAAAUAUAGCAACUCUGAUCCCUCUGGCAGCCAACGGUAUUCCCCUCCCCCUUAGCAGCUCUGGCUACCAAAUGGCGGGAGCAGGAGAGCAGCUGUUGCUGAAGGGGGUGGGGCCUGGCCUGAGGCACUGA